Messenger RNA from Cordyceps fumosorosea ARSEF 2679, 3996 nucleotides. RefSeq lists its product as hypothetical. Gene Ontology annotation, molecular function: phospholipid binding; tubulin binding. The record is from RefSeq and is a predicted model, not a curated record. Gene Ontology annotation, biological process: maintenance of protein location in cell cortex; dynein-driven meiotic oscillatory nuclear movement; microtubule cytoskeleton organization. Gene Ontology annotation, cellular component: cell cortex; mitochondrion. Bases 1 to 3996 code for a protein of 1331 amino acids. Lineage: Eukaryota; Fungi; Ascomycota; Sordariomycetes; Hypocreales; Cordycipitaceae. The transcript is spliced from 2 exons.
AUGACGGAGUGGGAGACGGAAGACGAGCACGGAGGCAAUCUCACUGCCCGCCAGGUCUCGCGCCGGUCUUCUUCGCGCUCAGCAAAGUCUCGCAGACGAUCCAGGACACCACCAAAUCGUUCCAUUUCACCCGCCCUGGUCGACAAGGCCGCCAAGCGCUCUUCACGCGACGCUACCAUGGACGAGUCGAUCAGCAUUUUGGAUCCUCGCCGAUUUACACCAACUCUCCAUGCCAACCUCGUUUCCGAAAUUCUUACCUUGCGCCGUGACCAGGAAGAUAAGACAAAGCUCAUCGAAAGUCUCGAGACUUCCCUUUUCUCUACAAAGGAGGAAAAUGAAUCGCUACAGGCAAAUUUUACUUCUCUCGGCAAGGAGAGUCGUUCUUUGAAGCGUCAGCUUUCCCUUCUAGAAGGGGGAACCUCUUCAGCUCUUGGAGAACUGGCUCGUGAAAGAGACGACGCGGUUGAGUCGAUCGCUGAGACCAAGAAGAGACUCGAUGCCGCCCAAAAGAAGAUUCGUACCCUUGAGGACGACUCACAACGCGUUCACGACCUGUGGGCCAAAGAAAAGGGUGAUUGGGAGGACGAGAGACGCAAAUACGAGCGCAAAAUUCACGUAUCCGAAACUCGACUGAAGACGCUGCUUGAAGAAGUGGCCGUCCUUCAGGAUGCCCAAACCAACGACCAAGAAGCGCACGACGAGGGAGACGAGACCCUGAGAGACAAUGACGGUGCUAGUGUUCGCACCAUGAGCAUGACUGGCAGCCUCCGCUACUCACUGCUCAACAGUCCUGGGCCAAACAAUCUCAACGGAGCAUGCUUGGCAGAUGAACUCAAUCUGGAUGACGAUGACAGCGAUGCUGCCGCUACCGAGAGCGUUCUUUCAAGUCCCCGCCACAAGCGCACAAUAAGUCGUGACAUGGCGCCUGUGGGUAGAAUGCACCGCAGAGAUUUGAGUCUCGAAAGCCCAAGCCGACCCGCCAGCGCCGCUCGAUCCCGUCUCUUUUUCAAUGCAAAUGUUCUUGGCAUCUUACAAGGCCAAGACGAGAAGCAAGCGCCGGCUCCCAUAAUGCCACCCACAAGCUACAGGGAUACCGGUGUUCAAUUCUCCCCGCCUCCAUCGCCUAAGAUUGAGCCGACUGAAAAGCCAGAGGCAGAAAAUGUCGCCCGCAUAGUCAAUGAGAUCGAGGCCAAUCAGCGCCGCAAGCGAGUCCAACGCGGCACUUUUCCAGGCAAAGCUGUCGUCGCUGAGGAGGUCCAGCAUCGAGCUAUGAUCUCUGCCGCUGCGCAGACGAUUGCUACACCAUUGAGUCCGCCUAGAACGCCUACGACCAUGUUCGAGACUGUCACACCUCCCCCAGAAACGGAGGAGUCAACCAUGGUAUCUUCAGCAACACAGACAGAUAAAGAGCCUGAGAUGCCAAUCCUCAACAUUGUGCCCCCUUUGACACCGCCGUUGCCUGCUAUGCCCAUUCCUAGCAUCAGUGUUCAGCCGCCGACCAGCAGACCGACCACACCUAGAUCGCCCAUGCUGCCGCCCUACAUGAAAAACUUUGGCUGCCAAGUCAACAUAUCCUAUGAGGUGCAGACGACGGAAGCUUCUGUCCAGACCGAGGGCAUUCAAGUAGACAAGAGACUCGCGACCUUGCCGCCCCACCUUCAGCCCUCUGCCAUCUCUUCUCGACCGACUUCCCCCAAUAAUGAUGGCCCUGAACGCGAGAAGACUUUUACACCAGUGCCUGGUAAUCUCCCACCACGGAAUCCACGUCGCCUAGGUGGUAAGGCAACAGCCGAUUUGCAUUCGUCGCCUGUCUCCGGGGCUAGGGAUGAGGAUGAUGUUUUGGACUCCUAUCUGCGUAAUGAAGAUACGGAGAGCAUCGGACUGAGAGUCACCCGACGCAAUGGCGGACUUUUUGCUGGUUUUGAGUCGCAAAGCUCCGAUGAGGCAGAAGAGUUUGCCGAGGCAGAUGUGAGCGAUUCAGAGUAUCGCACAGCCCUCUCGGCCCCACGACCGUACUCGAAUACGAAUCGUCCCGGUAAACGAAACUCUUUUGGCGCAACCACGGCUUUCCCAGAGCAUCCGGCUGCGAAACAUACCACCGGGGGUUCCGCCAAACUGUAUGGCACCGACAUUUACAGCACCAGUGCUCGCUCAGAUAUGGACAUUGGGAACCGCAGCCAUAGGCGAAAGCUCAGCAAACCUCUGGAGAAAGUUGCAGUCCCUGGAACUGGCUCCAGCCGCUCGAGCGAUAUUCGUAAACACGCUAUGAUCCAAGGCUCCAUUGCCAGCCAGCAGACUAGGUCACGAAGCCCAAGCCUGCCCGAUGGCCGCAACCCCCCGUUCCCGAUACCGCUUCGGGAUAGUUCCAAGCGCUUGUCAUCCUCCUUCAUGAGUUCACCAAGUGAGGACUAUAGCCCUACCAGGGCUGAGAGCUCCUACCGCAGAGGCAGCAGUCGCGGCAGCUACUAUGGCGGCAGCGUCCGCAGGGUUCGCUCGGCAACUGCUAUGCCACGCAAUCACCGAUACCGCAGACAUGGCAGUCGAUCCCCGCCGCCUCUUUCUGUGUCGACGGAGGCGCCGGAGAGUCCGAGCCUGCCUCCCUUGCCACGCAAUGACAUCACAACCCCGCGAGGCAAGGAACUUGGCGCCUCGUAUAGACGCCAUCGUCACGAGCUUUCUACCAACACCGACAACACGCUUAAUACUGAUCCCCUGUCUACCUCACAGGGCAGUGCUCACGCAACUGGCGUCGUCGAUGCCAUUGCGCAAACCAUGGUGGGCGAAUGGAUGUUCAAAUAUGUCCGGCGUCGCAAGUCGUUCAGUGUGCCCGAUGCCAGCGGCAAGGACGACACAGGCAAUGACCGCCACAAGCGAUGGGUGUGGCUCGCUCCGUAUGAGAGGUCUAUCCUAUGGAGCAGCAAGCAGCCUUCUUCCGGCAGCGCGCUGAUGGGAAAGACGGGGCGCAAGCUUACCAUCCAAUCCGUCCUUGACGUCAAAGACGACAAUCCUGUCCCCAAAGGCGCCCAGACCAUUUUUAAUCGUUCAAUUCUCAUUCUCACGCCCCAGCGCGCUCUGAAAUUCACGGCCAGCUCAUCAGAGCGCCAUUACCUCUGGCUUACCGCCCUUUCCUUCCUGGCGCACUCAUCCCAGGCAGUGCCAGAGAACUUGUCGGCGCCACAACCGCAAGUAGUCAAACAGCCACAUCAACAAUCCGUCCCUGAAUUCGAGCCACCGCAGACCAAGAUACGUCGCCCAGGCAUCAGGGACUCAAUUCGGUUGGCGAAGAACAAGACUACCGGUGCUAACCGCGUUGCACCCCACAACGUACCCAGUCUCCCUAGCAAUCCCUCGUCUCGCAUGGGCGAAGUCUCGAGCUCCCGUCCUCCACCCUCUACCGGCCCAGCAUCAGUCACACAUCAUCGAGAGGCCUCACAUGAUACAGCCGAGCCUCCGAUGAUCCAGCGUUUUACCGAGCGCUCGCAGACAUCCUCACAUGGCCGCAAGCGAAGUAACACGGGCGGGCAACAACACGUACCUCCGCCGCUGUCGUUCCGCGGCUUUUCAGGACCAGCCGGUGGCUUGCAAGAACAGGGUCACAGCACGUCGACCAGUACCCCUGCAUCUUCGGAUCUGUUUCACUCGCAGGCAUCCAGUAAUACUACAUGGGGCGGCUCUCAGCGGGCUUCUGAGGCGUCGAGCCGGCCAGGCAACUUUUUUGAUGCUAUCGGAACUGUUCGGAUGGAAGCAUUCAUCAGCCCGCUUGCGGCUUUGCAACCCGGGCAGCCGUCAGAGCAGGAUGAGCUCCGACACCUUUCUCGUCGACGCAGCAAGGAGCACCGCCGGCGUCACAGCCGCAGCCGCAGCCGCAACGGUGACAGCUACAGCUACUACACUCGUGGUGGUAGUGUUCGGCGUGGUUUUGAUGAUUAUUACGGAGGCAGCCGGACGGCUGGGGAAGAGGAAUACUCCCGAGAUGACCCUUUCAAGGGAUUCUAG